Messenger RNA from Aspergillus fumigatus Af293, 159 nucleotides. RefSeq lists its product as uncharacterized. The transcript has 2 exons. Lineage: Eukaryota; Fungi; Ascomycota; Eurotiomycetes; Eurotiales; Aspergillaceae. Bases 1 to 159 code for a protein of 52 amino acids. The record is from RefSeq and is a predicted model, not a curated record.
AUGUCGGCUUGGGGAGACCAGAAGGUCUAUGAAUAUGAAAUGGCACCAUCUCCUAUACCAGGGCUCACUCAGGAGAUCCUUUUCAUACCUGCAACCGCUUGCACCGUCCUUGCAAGGACAGACUGGAUUGUCUCCCAGACUGGAGGCACUACCAGCUGA